Molecule: messenger RNA, 2816 nt
Organism: Gopherus flavomarginatus (Mexican gopher tortoise)
Lineage: Eukaryota; Metazoa; Chordata; Testudines; Testudinidae
Gene: FAM13C
Product: family with sequence similarity 13 member C
Exons: 21
Coding region: 218-2815 (865 amino acids)
Biological process (GO): signal transduction
Source: RefSeq, a predicted model, not a curated record
GCAAGUGUUUGCCAUGAGGAAUCCAUGUCUACAAGUACUCAGUUUCUGUCUUCAGUAGAAAUCUCUGUGACAUUCUAGGCUAAAAAUAGCAAAUUAACGACCUUCGCUCUCCAUGCUAACAUUCUGAAUGGCUGUUGCAUGAAUGAACAGAAGCAAUGUGGCCAUGUCUUCUGAGUGGGAUAUCUGAAAAUGCAGCACACGCCAACACAGGUCUAACAUGGGAACAAGUGCCUCCUUUUUGGUUUGUCACUCACUGUCUUCAGUUAAAAUUAAGCCAGGCACAAAUAAAGUGGCACCAGAUUUCCAGCUCACCAAGAGGAGAAACAAUUUUGGUGUUCCCCUUGAGACUCUUGCACAAGAGGCAACACAAUGGCAAGUUCCUUUUGUUGUGACACAGAUGGUGGAAUACCUAGAAAUGUUCGGCCUGGAUCACAUAGGUUUAUUUCGAAUCAGUGGCUCAGUGAACAAAAUCAAAGCAUUGAAGCAGAAGUAUGAUCAAGGUGAAAAGGUGGACCUCAUUAAUGAUGGUGACAUAGAUUCUGUUGCAAGCCUCUUUAAACUUUUCCUCAAGGAGCUUCCAGUGGCUGUUUUCCCAGACAAUUUACAUGCUAACCUUCUUAAAACCUUUGAAGAUAAGAACCACAUGGCUGAGUGUACACAAUGUCUGAAAAGGUUAUUAAGCAGCUUUCCCAAGGCCCACUACAGCCUUUUCCAGUUCCUCUCUACCUUUCUGUUGAAGGUGGCAUCACACAGUGAAAUGAACCACAUGACCCUGGAAAACCUUGCCAUUGUAUUUGGGCCCACCCUUUUCCGAAUUCCUUUCAGUCCUUUGGCUCAUGAAAAACAAAUGCUUUGUAAUGCACUCCUGCUGCAUUUGCUCCAGAACCAUGAGAUACUAUUUGCAGACUCUGGCAGCCAUUUCUCACUGACACAAGCAGACAACACUGAGAAAAACAGCCUAGAAGACACAGAAAGAACCAAUUGCAAGUUAAGCAUUCAGGAUCAUUCCUUCAACAAUACAGCUUUAGCAGAGUGUGACGAGGAUACAGAGUCUGUACAUGAAGACCAAGCAGCAAACUCCAUCCACAGAGAUGAAAACAACAAAGAAAACUAUCCCAACAACACUACAGUCUUAGAGGACAGCCAGCCAGAAUUACGAGAUAUCGAGCAACACGUGGAACAGACAGCUCAUGACUGCACACUGCGAGCUGGAAUGGGCAACUUAAAAUUAAGAAAGCCCAAAUCCAUUGCAAAACUAGAAAAUGGGAAAAACCAUGAAGAAAGUCAGGAGAUGGAGAAUGCCUUGCCAGGAUUCUCAGAAUGUCAGGGGAAAUCAGGAAUGUCCACUAAUGACUACACCCAGAAUGUGGCUUUUGGAUGCCAGGAAACAGUUGUGAGACUUCAACCAAGAAUAGAUCAGUGCGCAUUUCUUUCACCAAAGGAACCUACUGAACAACUGCAGAAUUUAAAUGAGGAAGAAACUCCUCAGCUGCAGGCUUUCAAGGAUCCUCCAGCCUCUUCCUCAAUUCAAUCCAGUGUGCAAACUGAUGGGGCCAGUUGUGGAGAGCCUGUACCAGCCCAUCAAGACUGGCAGAGUGACGCAGACAACGGCCCAGAAGACCAUCACUCCUUAGGGACCAGUAGACUACUAUAUCAUAUUACUGAUGGAGAUAAUCCCCUUCUGUCACCACGCUGCUCAAUCUUUAGUCAAAGCCAGAGAUUUAAUUUAGACACAGAGUCGGCCCCUUCCCCACCAAGCGCUCAACCUUUCAUGAUGCCCAGAAGUUCUUCCAGGUGUAAUUGUGAGGACUGCAAAGAGCCGCAGACAGUAAUGCAACUUACCAAACAUCUUCAAAGUCUCAAGAGAAAAAUCAGGAAGUUUGAAGAAAAGUUUGAACAAGAAAAAAAAUAUCGGCCUUCACAUAGUGACAAAACUUCCAAUCCUGAAGUCCUGAAAUGGAUGAAUGACUUGGCUAAAGGUCGUAAACAGCUCAAAGAGGUUAAACUCAAAAUGUCAGAAGAGCAAAACUGUACCCCUAAAGCACCCAAAAGAAUUGUGCAGCAUGAGAGCCCUGGAAUAUACAAAGAGACCAGGAAGCAAGAAGCGGCAAGUACUGAACCAAAUCCAUCCGUCGAAGAAACCGUGGAUACCAUAAUGAAGCGAUUAAAGGAGAAAAGACAACAGUUUAACCUCCCUGAGACUAUAAAGGAUAUGACAAAAAAGCAAAUGGCUUUGGAAAAAAUCAAUCUUCAGAAAUGUCUGCUAUAUUUUGAGAAUAUUCAUGGACGACCUGUAACUAAAAAAGAGAGGAGUAUUAUGAAGCCUCUUUAUGACAGAUACAGAAUUAUCAAGCAACUUCUCUCAACACCAUCUUUGAUUACAACAAUUCAGGAGGAAGAAGAUUCAGAUGAUGACCAUUCUCAAAGCAGCCAUGAAUUAUCAUCCAGUUCGGCAUCUAACCUUCCUGUAGACGACUAUCUGUGCUGCUCAGAUGAGGAGAAUGAGCCUGUAAUUGUUUCCCCUCUGGAUGAAAAAAAGGCAAUCAAACAACCAGCCCUAUCUCUGUCCAAUUUACAUGAGGCCACAAUGCCUGUGCUACUUGAACAUCUCAGAGAAACAAGAGCUGACAAGAAAAGGCUUCGCAAAGCUCUGAGAGAAUUUGAGGAACAGUUCUUUAAACAAACAGGAAGGAGUCCACAAAAGGAAGAUCGCAUACCCAUGGCUGAAGAAUACUCUGAAUAUAAGCAUACGAAAGCCAAACUCAGACUCUUAGAGGUUCUCAUCAGUAAGCACGAUGUCUCUAAAACAAUUUGAA